CGCUUUUUUAAGCGUUUUCACACAUACCACUCUCUCUUUCUUUCUUUCUUUCUUUUCACUACUUGUCCCUUCUCUUCUCUUCCUUUCCUUUGUUUCCUUAACACAACAGAUAGAGCAGCAGCAAUGGCGGGUUACAGAGCCGACGACGACUACGACUACCUCUUCAAGGUGGUUCUGAUCGGCGACUCCGGCGUCGGAAAGUCCAACCUCCUCUCGCGUUUCACCAAGAACGAGUUCAACUUGGAGUCCAAGUCCACCAUUGGCGUCGAGUUCGCAACUCGCACUUUGAACGUCGAUUCCAAAGUCAUCAAGGCCCAGAUCUGGGACACUGCAGGCCAAGAAAGGUAUCGUGCCAUCACCAGCGCUUACUAUCGUGGGGCGGUUGGUGCACUUCUUGUGUACGACGUCACUCGCCAUGCAACAUUCGAGAAUGUUGACAGAUGGCUGAAAGAAUUGCGGAACCACACAGACGCCAACAUUGUUGUGAUGCUUGUCGGUAACAAAUCAGACCUUCGUCACCUUGUGGCUGUGUCAACCGAAGAUGGGAAAUCCUAUGCUGAGAAAGAAUCACUUUACUUCAUGGAAACCUCAGCUCUUGAGGCCACCAAUGUAGAGAAUGCAUUUGCUGAAGUUCUGACUCAAAUCUACCGAAUUGUUAGCAAGAAAGCAGUAGAGGGGGCUGAAAAUGGAACUGCAUCUGUGCCUGCCAAAGGAGAGAAAAUUGAUCUGAAAAAUGAUGUGUCUGCUUUGAAGAGAGUUGGUUGCUGCUCGAGCUGAGGUUGGGAAGCAUAGUUCAAUUGGUUGGUAUCGGCUCUGUUGUACGUGUAAUAUUCUGAGAAAUACGAACUAGAAGAAAAGUGAAAUUUAAUUUGUCAUAGCAUGUUAGACUCUUUGUGUAACCUUAAAAAAACUAAGUUUGGUGUUUCAAUAGGGUGAAGCAAGUUGAUUGCUAAGUGGCCUAGUCUUACUUGUUGUAGUGUUGUUAUUAUUGUUUUUGGAAUGCUUUCACAUGCAAAGAGGUUCAAGCUUGGGAUUAAUUGAAGCUAUUGUUUCAUUUAA
Messenger RNA from Cajanus cajan (pigeon pea), 1059 nucleotides. RefSeq names its product RAB GTPase homolog A1B (gene RABA1B). The record is from RefSeq and is a predicted model, not a curated record. Gene Ontology annotation, molecular function: GTPase activity; GTP binding. NCBI's taxonomy places the organism in Eukaryota, Viridiplantae, Streptophyta, Magnoliopsida, Fabales, Fabaceae.